Molecule: messenger RNA, 992 nt
Organism: Mesitornis unicolor (brown roatelo)
Lineage: Eukaryota; Metazoa; Chordata; Aves; Mesitornithiformes; Mesitornithidae
Product: ribose-phosphate pyrophosphokinase 1
Exons: 6
Biological process (GO): purine nucleotide biosynthetic process; 5-phosphoribose 1-diphosphate biosynthetic process; ribonucleoside monophosphate biosynthetic process
Cellular component (GO): cytoplasm; ribose phosphate diphosphokinase complex
Molecular function (GO): magnesium ion binding; ribose phosphate diphosphokinase activity; ATP binding
Source: RefSeq, a predicted model, not a curated record
UUUGAUACAACUCUCCUUUCCUCAUCCGUUCCCAGUGUGGAAAUAGGCGAGAGCGUACGCGGGGAGGAUGUCUACAUUGUGCAGAGCGGCUGUGGUGAAAUCAAUGACAAUCUGAUGGAGCUCCUUAUCAUGAUAAAUGCCUGUAAGAUUGCCUCAGCCAGCAGAGUCACAGCUGUCAUACCCUGCUUCCCUUACGCUCGGCAGGACAAAAAGGACAAGAGUCGUGCUCCAAUCUCUGCCAAGCUGGUUGCAAACAUGCUGUCUGUGGCAGGUGCUGAUCACAUAAUCACCAUGGACCUGCAUGCAUCUCAGAUUCAGGGCUUUUUUGAUAUCCCUGUUGAUAACUUGUACGCUGAGCCUGCUGUACUGAAGUGGAUCAAAGAGAACAUCGCGGAGUGGAAGAACUGCACCAUUGUUUCGCCAGAUGCUGGUGGAGCCAAGAGAGUGACCUCCAUUGCAGAUCGAUUGAACGUAGACUUCGCCCUCAUUCACAAGGAGCGCAAGAAGGCCAAUGAAGUGGAUCGCAUGGUGCUGGUGGGUGAUGUGAAGGACAGAGUGGCCAUUCUGGUCGAUGAUAUGGCAGACACAUGUGGUACCAUCUGUCAUGCUGCGGACAAGCUUGUGUCAGCUGGAGCCACCAAAGUUUAUGCCAUCCUAACUCACGGGAUCUUUUCUGGGCCAGCAAUUUCUCGGAUCAAUAAUGCCUGUUUUGAGGCAGUUGUAGUCACAAACACAAUACCCCAGGAGGACAAGAUGAAGCAGUGCCCUAAAAUCCAGGUGAUUGACAUCUCAAUGAUCCUAGCAGAGGCCAUCAGGAGGACUCAUAAUGGGGAAUCUGUCUCCUACCUAUUCAGCCAUGUCCCUUUAUAACAACAGAUGCCAGCUGCUGCUUGUAUGGCUUUUUUUUUUUAAAAACCAAAAGUUGUUCAGCUUGUUGUAAAGUUCAGUAGAAGACUCUGCUUGUUCCAGUGCAGUUCUCCACAGCUCCUCCU